Messenger RNA from Penicillium odoratum, 1032 nucleotides. Its product is annotated as S-methyl-5-thioadenosine phosphorylase. The coding region runs from base 1 to 1032 and encodes 343 amino acids. Gene Ontology annotation, molecular function: S-methyl-5-thioadenosine phosphorylase activity. Gene Ontology annotation, biological process: nucleoside metabolic process. Gene Ontology annotation, cellular component: cytosol. The record is from RefSeq and is a predicted model, not a curated record. Lineage: Eukaryota; Fungi; Ascomycota; Eurotiomycetes; Eurotiales; Aspergillaceae. The transcript is spliced from 3 exons.
AUGGCUAUGAGGAUGCGCUUCUUAGGAUUUCGUCAAUUCUCCUCAAUCUCAAAACCUUCUCGUCGAAUCGAGUCCCCGAGGCAAUUUGCUAAAAGAAUGGCUUCUCUUCCCACUACCUACGAGGGCUCUGUCCCAAUUGCCGUCAUCGGUGGCACUGGAUUGCGUGAGCUCCCUGGAUUCACCCAGGUUGCUUCGUUGUCGAUUUCCACCCCCUGGGGCGAACCAUCCUCCCCCAUCACCAUCUUACACCACCAGUGCAAGCACAAUGACAAGGUUGUCGCUAUUGCCUUCCUGAGCCGCCACGGCCCGCACCACCAGAUUGCGCCCCACGAGGUUCCUGCCCGCGCCAACAUUGCCGCUUUGCGCUCCAUCGGUGUUCGUAGCAUCAUUGCUUUCUCCGCCGUCGGUAGUCUGCAGGAGGCUAUUAAGCCCCGCGACUUCGUUAUCCCCGACCAGAUCAUUGACCGUACCAAGGGUGUGCGGCCAUGGACCUACUUUGAGGGUGGUAUGGUUGCUCACGUUCCCUUCGGUGAUCCCUUCGACGAGGGCAUUGCCAAGGUCGUGCGUGAGUGUGGACACAGCUUGGAGGGUGAUGGUGUGGUUCUGCACGACCGCGGUACCAUUGUCUGCAUGGAGGGUCCCCAGUUUUCCACUCGUGCCGAGAGCAAGAUGUACCGCUCUUGGGGCGGCAGCGUCAUCAACAUGUCUGUCCUCCCGGAGGCUAAGCUCGCCCGUGAGGCUGAGAUUGCCUAUCAGAUGAUCUGCAUGUCUACUGACUACGACUGCUGGCACGAGUCUACCGCUGAUGUGACUGUUGAGAUGGUCAUGGGCCACAUGAAGGCUAACGCCGAAAACGCUCGCCGCUUUAUCUCCGCCGUUCUCGACGCUCUGGCUAGCGACGAGCACUCUGACUUGAUUCACGCUAAGCACUUGGCUGGCUCCGUUAAGUUUGGGAUCAGUACUUCUCAGUCAAACUGGGGUCCUGAGGCCAAGAAGAAGCUUAACUGGCUCUUCCCCGGCUACUUCGAAUAG